AUGGCUACCAAGGUGGUCCCCAUGCCCCCCAAGCCAAAGCAGUCCUUUAUAUUGAAAGUUCCUCCAAAUUCCAAGCUGGGCCAAGACCUACUUCGAGAUGCCAAGAGUGGGUCCAAGACCAUCCACCAACUGGUACUGGAGCAUUUCCUCACUUUCUUGCCUAAGCCAGCAGUGAUCCAGCCUAUUCAGAAAGCCAAGGAGACCUUGGUUAUUUUGAAGGAUGUGAACUCAAGCCUUCAGAAUAGAGUGUAUCCUCGUCCGUUAGUUAAACUCCUAUCUAGAAAAGGAGCCCCACAGAAACAGGAGAGAAUGACUCUAUGUUGGAAACCUGAACCUCAGGAGCCGGUGGUCUUUGAGGAUUUGAGUGUAUUUCACUCCCAAGAAGAAUGUAUAAGCCUGGAUCCUUCUCAACAGCCUACCUCAGAAAAGGAAGAUUCUGGUGUUGGGGAGAUGAUGCUUCUUGCUGUCAGUGAUAGUAAUUAUGAAGGUGAAAGUCAUCACAAGGAACCUGCAGAGAAUGAAGAGCAGAAAGAACAGUUCUCAGGGUGUGAUGACAUGGAUUGUUUGACAGACUCUGUACUCACUCCAGAUUGGUGUAAAGAAGAAAGACUUCCUGCAUCCAUUCCACAUGAAAGAAAACUGAGGAAUCUUCUAGUUACCAUUGAAAAUGAUACUCCCCUAGAGGAACUCUCAAAAUAUGUGGACAUCAAUGUUAUUGCACUUACUCGAAAUAGGAGAACACGAAGAUGGUACACCUGUCCACUAUGUGGGAAACAGUUUAAUGAAAGUUCAUACCUUAUUUCCCAUCAGAGGACUCACACUGGAGAAAAACCCUAUGACUGCAGUCACUGUGGGAAAAGCUUCAACCAUAAAACAAACCUUAAUAAACAUGAACGAAUCCAUACAGGAGAGAAACCUUAUUCAUGUUCUCAGUGUGGAAAAAAUUUUCGUCAGAAUUCUCAUCGGAGUCGCCAUGAAGGGAUCCACAUAAGGGAGAAGAUAUUCAAGUGUCCAGAAUGUGGGAAAACCUUCUCAGGGAAUGACGAAUUUAUACUUCAUUUACAGAGUCAUGAGGCUGAGAGGCCAUACAGUUGCAAAAAAUGUGGAAGAAGAUUUAGUCGGAUGUCAAAUUGUACCCGGCAUGAGAAAACCCACUCGGUAUGUAAGAUGCGAAAGCAGAAAUGGAACUGGGAAAAGUCUCAUGGUCCUGCUUCUACCUAA
This is a messenger RNA of Elephantulus edwardii (Cape elephant shrew), 1221 nucleotides long. It is a transcript of the gene ZNF200, whose product is annotated as zinc finger protein 200. Bases 1 to 1221 code for a protein of 406 amino acids. The record is from RefSeq and is a predicted model, not a curated record. NCBI's taxonomy places the organism in Eukaryota, Metazoa, Chordata, Mammalia, Macroscelidea, Macroscelididae. The transcript has 5 exons.